GCAACUGGACCUGCAGAGGAGUCUCCCCCCUCUUCUCCGUCUCUGCGUGUCUCCCUAGUAAAUCCUGCACUUCUCGCCCAGGUGUGACAUUUUUGGAGUGCCUCACUCAACUGGAACCGCGCGCGACCCGCCGAGAAGAUGACGGACGCCGCACCGCCAGACUCCACCGCCGACCCGGACCCGGUUGUAGUGGACCCCGCGGCGGUGAACGGGCAGUGCGAGCAGACGGACUCCCAGCAGCAGGAGCAGCAGCCCAACACAGAAGGUCAGGGAGAAGGUUUCAAGAUGGACCAGGAGAUGAAGAUAACAGACAGCGUGGAGGACGGAGGUCUCCUGGAAAGCAGUAUGCGCCUGAAGCCCCACGAAGCACAGAGUUACCGCAAGAAGGCUCUGUGGGUGUCCUGGGUCUCCAUAGUGAUCACGCUCAUGCUGGCCAUCGUCUCUUUCACUGUGUCCAUCAUGCGCCACAGCGCCUCGGCGUUUGGAUUUGCCUUCGACGCCUCCCUGGACGUGUUGUCCUCGGCCAUUGUGCUGUGGCGGUACAGCAACGCCGCGGCCGUCCACUCGGCACACCGCGAAUACAUAGCCUGUGUCAUCCUGGGCGUGGUUUUCAUCCUGUCCUCCCUGUGCAUUCUGGGUAAGGCCAUCCACGACCUGGCCACCAAGCUGCUACCUGAAGUGGAUGACUUCCUGUUCAGUGUGGCCAUCGUCAGCGGCCUGGUGUGCGUCACCCUGGCCGUGAUCAAGUUCAUGCUCGGCAAAGUGCUCACAAGCCGGGCCCUCAUCACCGACGGAUUCAACUCACUGGUGGGGGGAGUCAUGGGGUUCUCCAUUCUCAUCAGCGCCGAAGUGUUCAAGCAUGAGCCCCAGGUGUGGUACCUGGAUGGGUCAAUAGGCGUCCUCAUCGGGCUCAUCAUCCUCGCCUAUGGAGUCAAGCUGCUGAUCGACAUGGUCCCGCGGCUCCGACAAACCAGGAACUACGAGCGCUUUGAGUGACGGACCGCGGAGGGAAAGGAGGGAGAAGUGGAGGGUUUGGGAGGGAUGGAAGGGGGGCCGACUGACAGGAGAGAGACGAGGGGGGUCACAGUCCACACACUCUCUCCACAGACAAUCACAUGCGGCCCUCCAGUGUGUAUACAGUUCUCUCAUUCAUCUGAGGAUCCAGGCCAGUGACGACGGCAAGGGAUGGAUGAAAUCCUUGCCGCCUUUUGAAGUGUUUUACGAUUUGGUACAUAUAAUAUCUUUAUCUGUCUUUUAACAGUGAACGGGUCAGUCUGUUGUUUUCACGCCUCUGUAUUUAAACAAGAUGGUUGAAAAGAUGGAGGCAGUUGAUUGUGAAAGCUUGGACUGCAGCGUACGGGAGACAUGUGGACACCAGAGAAUCCACAACAAGUUGAUGUACAUUACCUCAGUUACACCUCAUCGCCCUGUCAAAACACUGCAGUUUAUUUUCCCAUGGUUCUUAGAGGCCUUUGCUCAGCUGUGCUAUAAAGUGAAAGUGAUCGAUGUAGCAGCGGAGGAUUAAUGGUGUUUCACCCUUUCUUUAUGUAUCAAUACAACGCUCGGUUGGGAUGGGGGGGGGGGGGUAUCUAAGCACACAGAGAGGCUCGGUAACAUGUGAGUUACUGUUUACAAUAUUCAUUGGGGCUGUUGUGGCGGGAGCCCGGAGUUGGCUCCGUUUCAGCAGCGUAACGCCAACUUCCAGUCCUGGACGAUAGAAAUCUUUUUGGCAUCCAGUCGCAAAAAGAGAAGUCACGACCUCACUCAGCCUCCACUUCACUGAGAUGUAACAGA
This is a messenger RNA of Anarrhichthys ocellatus (wolf-eel), 1794 nucleotides long. RefSeq names its product transmembrane protein 163. Lineage: Eukaryota; Metazoa; Chordata; Actinopteri; Perciformes; Anarhichadidae. The record is from RefSeq and is a predicted model, not a curated record. Gene Ontology annotation, molecular function: zinc ion binding. Bases 139 to 996 code for a protein of 285 amino acids. The transcript has 8 exons. Gene Ontology annotation, cellular component: synaptic vesicle membrane.